Molecule: messenger RNA, 545 nt
Organism: Colletotrichum godetiae
Lineage: Eukaryota; Fungi; Ascomycota; Sordariomycetes; Glomerellales; Glomerellaceae
Exons: 1
Coding region: 167-436 (89 amino acids)
Source: RefSeq, a predicted model, not a curated record
CCUCAUCUGCGGGUUCAGACCGAAGUUACUGAGGCCAGCCGGUGCUAAUUGAGGGACCAUAGGGCUGGCCAUGUAACCGUUCUGAGGUGUGGUAGCCAUGGAGGGCAUACCUUGAAGUGACACAUUCUGAGGUGCCAUGUUCUGAUAUGUCGUAGUCUGAGACGACAUGCUCUGCCAGUUGGAGGACGUGGUAGUCUGCGAUAGCAUAUUCUGCAACCAAAUGUCCUGGUCAGUCAUCUCUUGGAUCGACAUCCCCUGCCAGGCCCCAUUGGGCAUAUUGUUGCCCACACGCCUAGCCGCCGGGUUCGGGUUCUGGAAGCCAGGCGCAGGCGCGCCUGGCAUCCGAGAGACGCCGAACCCAGUCGGCCCAGCCAUGUGGGCAUUCUGGGCAUUCUGGGUCGGCAUGCCGGGGGCCUGGAAUACCAUACGCUGCUGAUGGCUCAUGGGCGAUGUCAUAUUGUUGCCCAUUGUCAUGGUAUUCUGGGCGGUAUAUGUAGGGAUAGGUCUCUGAGAGACCUGAGGGAUGGCCGUGCAGCCAGUCUGAG